UUCCCAGAACAAACAUUUUGUUUCCAUUGCGCAAGCGUUGAAUAUACUAUAUAUUUGAUUUCGAUUUAAUAUUGAAUUUCAUAUUGCAUAUUUGUUUGAGCCAUUAUAAUGGAAAUAAUAGCAACAUCUCCAAUCGUGCCUCUGAUUACCGAUGCCGGUUUCACUGGUACAAUCCGUAGAGGCAUGGCAUCGGUUCGAGGCGGAUUGAGCGCCGCUUCUAGGAGCGUGCGGAAUUGUUUUAAAGGAGCUAUGUGCUGCUCUGUGUCUUCCCGGCGCAGCAACAAGAUUCAGUUGAACGUUCUGGAUCGCGAGGUGGUGACCUCGCCGGUAGUUUCUCUUCUUCCUCCAAUUCGAAAGAUUGGUGAUGCUAAGCCAGCAGUACCUCGGGCUAGCACGGAGGAAGAUGCUACAAGUUUAAUCGUGUCGCCGAUACCGAAAAAACGAGAAAUCUCAUCGUUUUUGACACCGAUUAAUGAUGUGCUCCCCGAAAUGCCGGGAAUUCGGAGGAGUGCCUCUUUGUCCACUCUUGCAGGAAGGGGGAAAUGUGGGGAAGGGGUUCGCCGAUCUGCUUCUGUAGGCAUGCUACCUGCUUUGACCGUGAAUGAUGACCGAGUUUGUGAGUAUUCUUUCAUGCGUGGCCCGCCUCUGGCAGAGAAGCAAGCCCCAGCCCCCGCCCUGUGCCCCCCGAGAGACAACGACGUGUUUUCAUACACGAUCUGGGUUUGGACGCCAGAUAACAAAAUCACGAACAUGUACUUGUUCAAUCUCGACACCGGGUAUCACGUUGCAGUUUCGAUCCCAAUUACAGGAGUUACAGAGAGACCUAUUGAACACCCAAUAGUUUCUGUACAUGCUCCUAUUGGGAAGACUGCAACGUCAGUAUCUGACAAUGAGGAUGCGUCACCAGAGACCGCUGGUUCCAUCCAAAAAAAGCCUGUUGUCGAAAGUGAAGUGUUUUUAUACACAAUAUGGGUGUGGGCGCCGGACAAUCUCCUAAAGGAUCUGUUCCUCUACAAUGCAAGAGGAAUGUAUCAAUUCGAAAUUACUACCAAAAGUGCAGAUACAGUUCUACCGGCGAACAAAAAGGAAAUCGUUGCAGACGUGAGCUCAGCACUGGACUCCGUGGACGUUAGCUUAUCUGAAAACACUAUGGAUAUGGAAAACACUAUCGAUUUGGUUUCCCCAACUGGUUCCCGGCCGGUGGAAUCAGAUCAGUUAUUAGUGCCGGAAACUGAUGCCCACAACCUCACCACCCGCACAGAAAUGUAUCAAUUUGAAAUUGGUACCAAAGAUACAGAAACAGCUAUAACAGCGAACAAAAAGGAAAUCGACGUGAGCUCAGCACUGGACUCCGUGGACGUUAGCUUAUCUGAAAACACUAAAGAUAUGGAAAACACUAUCGAUUUGGUUUCCCCAACUGGUUCCCGGCCGGUGGAAUCAGAUCAGUUAUUAGUGCCGGAAACUGAUGCCCACAACCUCACCACCCGCACAGAAAUGUAUCAAUUUGAAAUUGGUACCAAAGAUACAGAAACAGCUAUAACAGCGAACAAAAAGGAAAUCGUUGCAAACGUGACCUCAGCACUGGACUUCGUAGACGUUAUCUUAUCUGAAGAAACUAAAGAUACUGAAAAUUCUAUCAAUUUGGAUUCCCCAUCUGGUUCCCGACCUGUGGAAUCAGAUCAGUUAACAUCAGUUAACAGUGCCGAAACUGAGGCCCACAACCCACCACCCUUACCCAAACAAAAAAGGAACAGAUUGAGAAGGUUAUUUAGCUCUGGUUUCGGUCUGUUGAAGACCAAAAAGCGGAACUAGUUGUAGUUCCAACGGCUCGAGGGGGGACAGCGUAUACAAAUUCCUGUUGUCAAAUGCCGAAAAACGACCCCGCCCCCUAAAAAUGAUCUGCCCCGCGCCUUGGUGUGUUUACACACUGAGGCCUCAAACCCCUAAUGAAAAAGUUAAAUUCCCCUUCCCCAAAAUUGAAAAGUAGUUUUCCAAACCCAUUUCCCUUUAAAAAAUCCACAAUAGAUUCCCCAUUUUAAAAUUAGACAAAGAUUUCAAAAAUACUCCCCUCCUUUCAAACCAAACGUUUCAGUAGGUUUUCUUACUGAAACUAUAAUCGCCCAACCCCUAAAUAUUUUAAAUAGUUUUAAAAUAUCCACCCUAUAAAAAAAUGUCCAACACCAACAAAUUAGAGUCACUUAAAAUAUAUAGCUCUCCAAAAACCCAAUAUUAAAUUCCCCGUUUGUAAAAAUUAGGCAAAAAGUUUCCAAAACGGCUUUCAUUAGGCCCAAUAAUUUCAACAAACAAAUGAGCACCGAUUAAAAUUUGUGAGACUGCAAAAGCG
Ciona intestinalis (vase tunicate) is the source of this 2344-nucleotide messenger RNA. NCBI's taxonomy places the organism in Eukaryota, Metazoa, Chordata, Ascidiacea, Phlebobranchia, Cionidae. The record is from RefSeq and is a predicted model, not a curated record.